AAUGUCUACAUAGGAUUGAAGGGAUGCUGGUUGCCUAGUCAUCACGUGACAGCCACAGCGGCGGCCAAACCUUGCAUUCGUACGUAGUAUUACGUACUAAGUUGAGAUUCAAUGGAUACCUCUAGCUCGAGCACCUGCGGGUGAGGUGGUAUCUGGACAAAACGUUUCACUGCCUGAACGACAUCGGCGACUCGGCUUAAAAGAACGGUCUCAAGACUCGGGUGUAGUAACUGUAGUUUUAAAGGCCAGUCUCGCCAUCUAUCGGAGGAACAUUGGUUCGCAGGGUUAAGCAAGUGUUGUUUUGUUGUCACGGGAAACCACACCGUCUUUCAUACUGAGGAUGACAGUCCAGGAAAAUGAAGUUCCUCUCCUACAAAGGAUUUCCAAGAAGAAACUCAAGAGGCAGAAAGCACAGGAUAACCAUCAAGUGGAAUUCGACCUCUCCGCUGUCAAAAAGAAAAGCACUUCCAGGGCCUCGUCAUUUGUGCGAGCAGAUUCCGUCAAUGAGCGAUAUGCAAGAGUUGGAGAUACCAGCAGUGCCAAAAAAUACACCCUUCCCUUACUUCAGUUGACUGAAGAUGGGGACUUGGAAGCUUUAAAGCAAUUACUAAAACUUGGCGAUGAUGUAAACCAAGAAGACGAAGAGACUGGGUAUACGGCCCUACACAUAGCCUGCAAAAAUAACAGUUAUGACAUCGCUAACCUUCUGUUGAAUGAAGGGGCCAACUGUAAUGCCCAAGAUAAAGUAGACCAGACCCCACUACAUCUUGUCGUUAAGAAGGAUCACCAACUGUGCUGCCAGAUUCUUCUGGGUAACGAAAAGUUGAAGAUUAAUACAUACAACAAAACUCACGAUACUGCCCUCCACCUAGCAGCUAAAGAAGGCAGGCACGACAUAUGUAGGAUGCUACUGGGGCAUCAAGAUGCGAAAGUGAACGUCAAAAACAAGAAAGGCAUUACUCCCUUGCAUUACGCUGCCCAAGAAAAUCAGAGAGACAUACUCGAAUUGCUCCUUACCAGUAAUGCUGACUGGAAGUGUAAGGAUAGUCAUUCUUAUUUGGCGCUGCACUACGCAGCUCAGAAAGGAUUUCAGGAAUGCUGUAGAGUUUUGAUUAACAACAUAAGUACAGCUGACAGAGAAAAACAGCUUAAAACACCCUUAAAAGAUGGCAAGACUCCUUUAAUGUUAGCUGCCAAAGGGGGUCAUCAUAAGUGCUGUGAAAUAAUGGGAUUUGUAAACAUUAAAGCCACAGACAAAGACUGGAACACUGCCCUUCACUUUGCAGCUCAAGGAGGGUAUGACUAUACCGUCACUCAGCUGUUAGAGGCAGGUGCUGAUCUAAAUGCUCAAAAUAAGAAAGGAAGUGCACCUGUUCUUGAAGCAGCUGGAAAGAAGAAAUUUGGAUGCUUGAAGAUCCUCGCAGAAAAGGGUGCAACUUUAAACGUUUCCGAUAAGCAAGGCAAAAAUGUAUUACAUUAUGCUGCUGAAAAGAAUGCUGUUGAAACUUUAAAGUUUCUUAUGUCUUUCCCAGUUCUUAUAACAAUAAUCGAUAAGAAGGACAACAAUAACUGUUCACCUCUGCAUCUUGCUAUCAAGAAGGAGGCAGACGACUGUGCACUUCUGUUGCUGGACAUGGGUGCCUCACCUGUUGAGCCUUGCUCGGGAGGAUUGACUCCACUUCACCUCGCAGCUGAUAAGGGCAGUACGAGUGUUUGUGAAGUCCUUCUCGCCAAGAAGGAGGUUCAGGUCAGCCAGGAAAAUGAUGAUAAGGCUACACCCCUGCACAUGGCAGCUUUCCAUGGGUCAACGGACGUUUGCCAGAUGCUGAUUCGCAGGGGAGCCCGUAUUACAGCAGUUGAUGACAAGGGAAGAACUGCGCUGCAUGUUGCCUCUGCAGAGGGUCACCCAAAUGUUGUUAAAUACCUGUCCAAAAAGGGACUUCCUCUGAAGGUGAAAGAUGAUACGGGUUCUGGCGCUCUCCAUCUGGCAGCUUCUAAAGGUUCUCUCGCAUGUUGCGAAGUUCUUGUGUCUUCUGCAAAGGCAUCUUGCUGGGAACUAGAUCAGAACGGGAACUUGCCACUGGAUAGAGCUUUUAAAGAGAACAACCACCAGGUGAGCGAAGAGGAUCUCGAAAAACAUGAUCAGGUUUUCAAAUUUCUUCUUAUGAAUUUGUGCUACAAAGCCAACCCAGAAAGACAUCUUCGCAUACACAAAUAUAUGCAUAAAGCUCUUGAAGAUGGAAGAGUUGUAAUCAUUGAAGCCAUAGUAGACAGCUGUUGGUGGGAAGCUGGCAUUUCAGGGGAGAAUGGACACCAGUGCCAGAACUUUCGUGACCUUAUCAAGGACCAUCCUUGCAUUGCACUUAAGCUCCAGAACAAGUGUAUCACAUGUUGCAAGGAAAACGGUUCCAAUGUUAUCUAUGACUUCAGACUCUUCGAAGACAAUUAUUACAUUCCAUCAGGAGUUGAUCCUCUCGCCAAGAGUCCAUUUGAUCCCGAAACACAUCAGGUUCUGACCAAAGCCAAAGCAUUUGUAGAAGAUGGUCUAAAGUGGAAAGAGAAGCAUCCAUUAACUCUGAUGAUAGCCCACCAGCGUCAUCAGUUGCUGCAUCACCCUUUAGUGAGGACGUGGCUUUGGCGGAAGUGGAGUUCAUACAUUUACAUCAUAUUCUUGAUUCGUUUCUUGAUUGAAAUCUUGUUUGCCAUCUUCCUAACCUGUUUCAUGGGCAUUGCAGACAAUUGGAUGCAUGUUGAAGCAAAGUGUAACCUGCCUUCAAAUGGUACCACCAUCAAGAAAGACUUCUGUGGCAUAGCAGACUAUUUAUCAUCAAAUUUGUCACAGAAUAAUGACAGCAGUUUUGGAAAUGCAACUGAGGAUCCGUCUCCCUUACCUCUAUUCAGUGACCUAGAUGAUGACAAACUACUGUGCGUGGAAAAUUACAUGGCUGCUGUUAGCAUGAAACGUGUAUUGUGGUCUGGCUUACUAGCCCUGACUUCAGUCCUCAUUUUGCUAGAACUUAAUUUUGUCAUUAGGUUAAGAAAACUUUACUUCUUACAACCAGACCACUAUCUGCAAGACAUCAGAAUCAUUUUUACCUUGGCUGUAUUGAUUCCUGCUGGAAUGUGCGAGUUCCAUUACGUCAUUUUGAAGGUUGAAAACUGGCAGAGUGGCAUUGUAGCACUUCUCUUGACAUGGCUACACCUCAUCAACACCAUGAACGAACUCCCAGCCUUCUCUGUGUUCAUGCCAGUGACAUCCAGCUUCAUCAAGAGUUUCUUUAAAGUCAUUUUCUAUAUCAUCAUGAUCAUAUUUGUCUUUGCCUUCACUUUCCACCUUCUCUUAAGAGACCAAAGUGCCUUCUCAACAGUGCCUCAGGCUAUGGUCAAAACCAUUGUAUGGAUGCUGGGAGAUUUAGCAUACGACGACACUUUUCUGCCAGAAGAACAAGCUCUUUACUACCCCAUUAUGGUGAAUUUUCUUUUUGUCGUCUUUGUGACCAUCCUCGGCGGCUUCAUUGCAAAUAUGGUCAUCACACAGCCGGCCAACAAGCUGGAGAAUUUCCGUGACAAGGCGCUGUUCCACAGGGCUGCCAGCCGAACGAAACUUUUUCUCAAACUGGAUAUCUGUUUUCCUUUCUUCCGGAAGAGGAGGACAGUCGGGAGUUUUGUCGACAGUGAGUCUAAGAACAUCAACUUUUUGCUGAAGAGGAUUGUCAUGUUGGAUAUCAAAGAAGAAUUCAGGCCUGAUCAAGAAGUCAGUCCACUUCAGCUGCAGUUAGAAGAAUUUCAUAAACAGUUUGCUGCACUGCAAAUGCAGUUCCAGGAGCAGAGAGAAGAGGUGAAAGAUCUCAAGCAUCAGAUAAACUUCUUAAUUAAGAUUUUAAUUGAACAAAAACAGUCGUAAGAAAUUUGUCAAAAUCUGACAGUAUGUAUACUAUGGAAUUUCCCAACAAUGCUGGAAUUAUGUCAGAUACCUGAAGUUGCACUGCACAGAUAAAACUCUCCACCAAAGUUCUAGUUACGUAUUAUGGACAAUUAAAGUCUCAAUGAAGGAGGCUGAAUGGAAAUGGAGUAUAAAAUUUAGGUCAAUGGCCAAGCCCUUGGGCCUAUGAGGUCAUUCAGUGUUGAAAGGGAAAUUAAGAGUAAGGUUGGAAAGGUGUAACAGGAGGAAAACCUCACAGUUGCACAGUGAAACAACUGUUAGGCAAGGGUGGAAAUUGCGAUGGAGGAAAGACAAGAAAGGAAUUACAGUAAAGGGAAUGAAAUAGGUUGCAGCCCGGGGCUGUAGGGAUGCUGCGUAACACCUUAAGUAAUGCCUACAGUGUACUGUGUGAGGUGCAUUGAUGGUACUUCCCCCAACAAAGAAUAAAGAUAGCCAACAGUAUCUCAGCAAGCACUGAGCUGGAACUUCAUGCAUCAUAGUUUUAAGAUUUUAAAUUGUUUUAUCCUAACUAUUUUAAAAGGGCACAGUGAUAAGUUUCAUGUACAUAUAGUUAGUAAAUGAAAUGUGUUUUUUAAACAUUUAUUGUUGAGCUUGUGAAUUUUUUUCAUUUGUUUUUAAACAAUGUGGUUUAGAUGAUUUCUUAUACAUUUAUAUGUAUGACAGCUGUCAAGAUUUAGCUUAAUUAAACUAUAACUAGGAAUUUCUACAAUGAUUCUCAUAUUUAUUGCCAGGAUGAAGAUUUUUAUGUAAAUGUUUCUUGUUACAAAUUGUUCCUCCAACAGUUGAGAAUUUUUUCACUCAAUAAGAGACCAGAAUUCACAGAUUUAAAAUGUCUUACAUUAAUUUUCCACUACAACAGAAAAUUUUAUAAGCAAGUUCUUACUUUUAUCAGUCGCAUAAGAUUUGUUUUGGAGAUGGAUGCAUUUCGAGACUUGAUAAAACAUUCCCAUAAGGGGCUGUCUGUGUUUUGUAUUUAAGGAAGCAAAAGAAAAAUCACAGUUUUCAAAAAACCACAUAAAAGAAAUAUCAGUUUAAAAAAAACACAAACUGGAGAGCAUAUAUAUUAAAGAAACCCACAUAAAGCUUCAGAGCAUCAUGUACCCUCUCCAGUGUGAAGUCACUGAACAGGCAGCGUGACACUCUGAAACUUUAUGGGGAUUUCUUAAAUAUAUUUUUUCUGUAAUUUGUGGGUUUUUUCAUGUUUCAAAGUUCAAUACUGAUCUUUUAUAAAAAUCACAAAAUGUUUAAUGAUUAGCUUCUUUUGUGAUUUGUAUUGUUCUCCUAUACUUUCCAAACAAUUGAAUAGUCUGUAAACCAUCAAGUUUAUUGAAUGAGAACCUUUUUUUUUUUUUUUUUUUUUACGUUGCAGCAUUUAAAAAACUACACUUUAGAAUCGGUUUUGUUUGCCAAGAUUAUAUGACCUGCUUGUUGCAUUUCUUAACAGGAUAUAUACUUUAAAUUUAUUUAUCCAGAAUAUGCUUGUAGAAUGAUUUUAGAAGAAUAAGUUUGUUAAAUAUACUGGAGUCCGACACAGUUGUUAAUUUGUUUCAUGUAUUACCUGUUUGUUAGUUUUAUUUUGAAUGGAAUUAUGGUAGAUGAUACUUUAUUAAGAAGCUGUUUUUGCUGAUUUUCAGAACACACAUUUGUUGGUGCUGUAAAAUCAUAUUUCAAAUACAUGCUGCAUAUACACAUGAAUGUGAGGAAAUACUGGAUUUGACAGGUUAAUGAAGAAUGUACUCAUGGUAGUAAUAGUGGUUGAAGUAGAGACAGAAGUAGUAUAUACAUACUCUAUCUAGUUAUAUUCUCAUCAAAGUUUGAACAUGACUUUGUCAAAUGGGAGAAAGUCAAAUCUUGUAAGAAAUCAGUCCUUAAUGUAAAAUGUAACCAUGCCUGAUACAUAAUCAGGAUUCAGCAAUCAUUGUUUACUUGUCUUAAAGACUACUUUUCAGUUUAGUUGUCCGGAGUUUAAAUCCCCACUCAUUAGGUGCUCUGGAGUUUAAGCCCCAGUCAAGGCUUGAUUGAUUUCACUAGUCAAACAUGACCUUACAGCCCUGUGAGAUAGGGAUGGAAGGUAUUAGGAAGCCCAUAGGCCUAUCUGAUGAGUCAUCAACGGCUACUACCUGGUUCCCCAUGCUCCUAGCAUGAGUGGAGAGGGUGCUUCAGCACUGAUCAUAUAUGUUCAGUUUCUAGGGCAUAGUAAGCUAGUGUAAGUUCCUUGCCUCUGCUGCUCAUGAGCGACUUUUAAUUAUCACAGUCAUGUACUGUUUAUGUAGUAACAAGGUGGUACAAAUUUUAUAAUUCAGUGCAAUCAAGGAAGUACACUAAUUAAACCCUUCUACUGUUGAAGCAUUAAAUCAGUUGUUCAACUGUCCCUUAUCUCUUGCCAAUGUCCUGACACCUUUCCCAGGCAAACUGACAAUAUAUACUUAUAUGUAUAAACAAAUAUGGUAAUAUUAGGCUUUAAAACAGUUAGUAUGAGAUCUGACAGUCAGCUGCCUAUUGACAGUGUACCAGAUAAGUUCAGUCCCCAGUAUAUUGGUUUGCAUAUGAGUAUAUGAUUGGCAUUGCACCAACAUCUGAUAAGGUGACUCAUGAUCAGAGAUGAUGGUGUUGAAUGUGUUAAGAAACAAGUCUCACCUGUUCAUUCCCUUUUUGAAGAAUACUAUAUGGUGUCCCUCUUUAAUAGUAUAGAUAUGACUUGUUCUUUCUCCCCAAAACCUUCACGAGAUGGUUUGCAAAUUUGUUUCAGUACUUUUGAUCUGUGGUCUCAAAUCAAGACAGCUUGUUUGGCAACUUCUACAAAAACAUUUCCAGUCUGAAGCGAGCAAUCAUUAACUUACUCUAAUAGGAAGUAGGAUGUCUGUGAUUGGUGCAAUGGAAGAAAAUGCUAUUGCUCUUUCUUUCUUUAAAUCUUCAGCUGAAAACCCUGAAAAUUGUUGUACAAGCAAUUUCCCAUGCUGCAUGAUGAGGCUCAUGCAUCUGUUAGCCAAUACGUUAUUACUGCAGUUGCUUGGGUACAUGGUGAGCUCAGUGCUGGGAGCAGCGACCUUUUAUGACCUACUCACAAUGUCUUAAUUGGACCAGCUAUAAGAUACACCUGUAUUAUGUUACAAGCUUUAAUCAAAGUUCCAACUUCUAUAUUUAGUGCCUAACGUGCCUCAGGUGAUAGAUAUCAGUUGUCCCUGAAUUCCAUAUUUCUUAAAAGCAUAAACAUAAAAGCUAUUUUGCACAGGUCUACCUCAUAACACUACACUGAAUUCAUCUGACAGCAGAAGAAUGAAGAACUAUGUAUUAAUAAUCAUUUGUAGUUCAUCCUCCUUUGUAACCACCUCUAAUACUCCACUGAUAGUUAACAUCCAUACUUUGUCAGUAACAGAUGAGAAAAUGUAGAAUAUGAGUAUAAAUUAGGCUGUCAUCACAAAUCUAGAGUCAGCUUUCCCAUCAUGGUGCAUUGCUUUGACAUAUAUAAUACUAACAUUGUAUUGUUUAAUAUGGUGAUUCCCUUAGCAAUAUGCUUUGCUAUCAUUGUGAUUUAUUCUUGCCCAGUGAUUUUGACUGUGAUGAAAAUACACUCUAUAUAGAAUAUUAUACACUGAAGAAUAUCAAUAUUGCUGUAAAUAUUUUGUGACUAUUUGUCAUAGGAAUAUGUGGAUAUUUUAUAAGUAGGGAAAGUAUGCUGUUACAAUUGAUAAACAUUGUUUUUCUUCACUGAUAUUCACCAGAGUUUAUUUUAAAGAGAAUGUAAAUUUUUAUUGAACUGUUUCACUUUUUAAUAAAGAUAUUCUUGUUU
Messenger RNA from Macrobrachium nipponense, 7733 nucleotides. RefSeq names its product transient receptor potential cation channel subfamily A member 1-like. Gene Ontology annotation, biological process: protein localization to ciliary inversin compartment. NCBI's taxonomy places the organism in Eukaryota, Metazoa, Arthropoda, Malacostraca, Decapoda, Palaemonidae. Gene Ontology annotation, molecular function: protein binding. Bases 341 to 3904 code for a protein of 1187 amino acids. The record is from RefSeq and is a predicted model, not a curated record. Gene Ontology annotation, cellular component: ciliary inversin compartment. The transcript is spliced from 9 exons.